Metarhizium album ARSEF 1941 is the source of this 8610-nucleotide messenger RNA. RefSeq names its product Glycosyl transferase, family 1. The record is from RefSeq and is a predicted model, not a curated record. Bases 1 to 8610 code for a protein of 2869 amino acids. NCBI's taxonomy places the organism in Eukaryota, Fungi, Ascomycota, Sordariomycetes, Hypocreales, Clavicipitaceae. Gene Ontology annotation, molecular function: glycosyltransferase activity. The transcript is spliced from 4 exons.
AUGACCUCUUUUUUCCAGCCCGGGUCCAACGACCCGGCCAUUUUGGAAUGCGCGCACUCCAAAUUCGCCGUUUACUGCAACUCCCCCAUUCCCAAGGACAACCUUCUUCAAUCGUGGUAUCAACAAGUGACUCUUGCUGUUGGGGCUUCGUCUCUCCUUCUUCCCACUGUACUGUUCGUCGCACUACUCGCGAGGCAAUCGUGGUUCUCGCGAAUUUUCAAGCAUCUGGCAGAGCGCUUGCGGAGGAAGCAAUUUGUAUAUCAGAAUGUUGGCUCAGGGCCCCAUUUGGCGUCGUUCCAGUCCACAAGGUCGUUCAAGGUCUUCAUGCUAGAAACUCAAAGGCAAGCAAGUUUUGACGAGCAAAGGAGUUAUGACCUAGCCAUCUUUCCGCUCACCGUUGGCGAGCUGAGUGGUGAUGACGCAUGGGAUGGAUUAAGCAUGGCAGGCACCGCAUGUCACGAAGUCACGAACCUGGCCUAUGUCGACCUCAAAGACAUGGAGCCAGCGGCGCUUGAGCCGCCGGACAUUGCCUCGACAACGGAGUACCUGGUUCGCAGUUGCAUUCGGAACAGCUUGGCUGGUUUGGCUCUUCGGCCCUCGUCAACAACGCCAAACAAAAACGUGGAGCAGCUUCUUCAACGGCUGCAUUACUGUGAUGUCUCCGUCCUACUGCUUUGUCACCAUGACUCUGCAGACAUAGACUCGCUGAGCUUCCAGUACGCGUCUGGGGUCAUCCUUGAAAAUGCAUGCAUCUUGCCCAAUGGUCAGCGGAGAGACUACUUCAAAGCCAAACGGCUCCGCGAGGUCAUGGUUAGGUGCGCCACCGAGCGCAGAAAGCGGCCCGGGUUUUUUGUCGGCUUCUCGGAGAUGUGGGAAAAUCGUCCACACCCUUCAGUCGUUCGACGAGCCGUCAAGCUUGCGGAGCAUUUCGGCGCCGUCGUCGAACAUGGCUCGGCAGACCCAAACGCGAAACUGGAGAGACCGCCCAGGGACGCCGCGUUUACGCUCAGCAGCUUUGAGUAUUUAAGACGGGGGGAUGUUACAGAGUUGCAAAAGAGUUGGAGUUCUGACCCGAGAACUAUUCAACUAGGCAGGAGCAGCAAAGGGACCAUUGUUCAAGGUGUGCGUUCGUUGUCGCUGAGCAAAGUUGACGCGGCCUUGCCAUUCGCGUCAGCACUAUUAAAACACGAGCGCGUACCCAAUUGGCUCAAGGCGUCGCAAGAACAAACUGUGGCCAUGGUAGAGCCGCCCAAGUACCUCCAAGAGGCUCCCAAGCGGAAAGAUUUCUGGAAAUAUUCUGCGGACGGGACCGAGAUGUCCCCUGCUGGCUGUUUUUCGAUUCUUUCCGAACCAUCUUUGGAAGAUUAUGCCGCCGUGUUGGAAACCCAAUGCCACCUUCGUGAGCUAAAGUUGCUCAACGCCGUCAAGGGAGCCGAGGUUCAUCGAUUGAUCAAGUCCAUCCAGCCACUCUCGGAGCAAGACGAGUGCCGGGAGUUCAUCAACGACCUCAUCAAUGGCCUCAAGUCAAACAACAUACUCAUUUUCAGGGGUCUCAAUACGGGCUUCAAGGUCCCAGAUGGGAAUUCCUACUUCCAGGGCGUUUGCAAAGCCCGUGACGAGACUGACCAUCCGGCCAUCGACAUCUACAUUUCGCACUCCGCACCCAACGACGCCAGUGUUGUACUUCACACCUGGCUUGCUCAUCACGGGGUAUCCCGCGCGACCUGUCUCGAUAUCGAGACGCGUCUAGAAAGCCUGAACGGACUUUUCCACGGGAGUAGGCUUCCGAUAAGCAUUCGCAGCGCCAUAGAGGCAGGGACGUAUGCCGAGAUUCUUCAAUUACUGCAGCAGAUGCGUGUCGCACACCUCGAGGACCAUUGGAAGUCGCCCAUAAAAUCCUUUUGCGAGUCUCGUUUGACCACUCAAACGUCGAGAUUAUCCUGGUACCAGACGCAUGCCCGUGGCAUAUUGGACGGCUCCAUCUCCGUACGGGAUAUGCUGCUAAGGCGCCUUGAAAUCUAUGUCAUGGAAGGAGCAAGUGAACUGCCUUUAUUGGAGAACUUGGAGGCCCUUUACGAGUUGAUGAGCAACAAUAUUCGCGAUGCUCUCUUUUACGGAGAUCGAGAGAAGCUUAAUGCGCUGACCGACGCCCUGAUCGACGUAUUCGGCUCGGACACCCUGGGCGAAGCGGCCGAGCAAGUCGACGUAAACGCUGACAUGUUUGCCCUCAUGUUCUUCUCCAUUAUGAGAAAGGAAGCGUUCGAAGAAGUGUACAUCGAGUCAACCGAUCGCUGCCCCAUUUUCCUUUGUGCUGACCAGGCCGCAGUCUUCUCAGAGCUGUGGGUGCUAGGGUCUCAGUGCGAAAUCUUCCUGGGUGUCUUGCCUCGCGACCUCGGCGAUAUCAUUUAUGAUCGAUACCGCAGGUUCCUCAAAACCUGUCCUCCAGUUGCCGCCGAUCGGAAUGGCAACGAGAUCAUGACAAUGUACUCCACAACUGAGGCCAGUCCGCCUUCCAGAGAACCAAAGUCCAAGGAGGAGAAUACCGAAGCCGUCAGCCAGGGGCUCUCGAUGCAUGAGCGCUUCGAGUUGUGGAAGAAGCACUUCGCCGCGGUCGGCGCCAUUACCAUCUUCAGUCUGCCAGCCAUUAUAGACGUCUUGCUUCUGACUUUCCUUGGACGCGGCUUGUUCAUGACAGCAUUCAUGGACCCGUGGCACAUUGAGGCCGCCGCGUAUGCCUUGCUCAUCUCUCUUCUGCUGACUGCCGGGGUCACCGGCUGGGUUGGAAGCACAGGUUCCUAUUACUUGAAUCAUUACGCAUAUGAGAAUAUGACUCAUUUCCACGUGCAGCGUUUAUCAGGAGGUUUCAUGCUCACCAUGCUCGUCGCUAUUGGCGGCUUUAUCUGCUUCACCAUCGCCAAUUCCGCUACGACGGGCCUUGUCUUUGUUGCCUAUGUCAUUGUUGUCACCACGUACCUUAACCUGCUGGGUGUUAUGGCCACGAUGCACCAAACCGGCAGUCCAGUGACCUCGGGACGCACCGUCUUGUGGAGGACGAUACCCCUUCUUUUCAUAUCACCUGUCCUGACGUCCGUUAUUAAUGGGCACGAUGUUGCAAUCUAUCUUCCCAUUGCGUGCGCGACUAUCCUUCUGCUGUUGUACCAGUAUCGCCGAUUGUGUCAUGAGUGGAAUGGGUGGAUGAGAAACAUUCCUAACGUCACGGAAAAGGACAUGCUCGCCUGGUUCAAGUCCAAACUGGGCAGCAUCAACUAUGACAAUGAAGCACAUCCGGACGGCUUUAGUAAGAUGGCGCAAGAGGCCCUUCAUGACGCAGUUACAUGCUACGCGCGACGUAGUGGCGACAGUAGCUUUGCUGAAGUCAAGAAUGAUACCUUUGUUAAACACGUCGCUGCCGGUAUGCCUUACAUAGACUGGCUGUUCAAAAAGACAAAUCCUAACGGCAACUUGCCCGACACGUUCAGCAGCGGUUGGUAUACUCAGCUGGGCGGGUCCAAGAAGCAGCAAGAGCAACUGUCUCGAGGGCUAAAGGAGCACAACAUUCUCAUGCUGUUUCGUGAUGCCAAGUACGACUUGGGACAGAACGUAGGCCUCUUCCUGAUCGCGCUGAUGGAUCGCUGGGUCAACGUCAUUAUGAAUAAUGGGCAUCCCGGACGGAGCAUCUACACCGAUUCUCGCGCUCGAUAUGCCGUCUGCCUUUGCGUCCUCUACUUUUUGGUUGGAGUCGUAGUUUUGGACCUGACUCUUCAAAAGCACUGGGCUUUUCGCUUUACAUUGUCAAAGGAUAAACUCGUCGACCAUCACCAUGCUCAAAGAGUUGCUCACCAGUGGGAGCGAGUGCGUCACCAAAAAUUAGUCGCUGCCCUGCUGGAACUCUUCACAAGGCUCCUCUUUCUUUUUGGAAUCACGACCCUACUUCUAUGGAUGCUCGUUGACAAUCCAGAGUCAAUACUGCUUUACUAUCUUUACGUUGCUGGAUACACAGGGGUGAUAUUGUUUCAGUUUAAUCGCUGCUUCACCACCAAUGUACACGGCCAUGUUUUCAUCAUUCUUGGCUCCUCCAUUGUUGGUUUUAUUGUAGGCUGUGUACUUCAUGCACACCCCAUGAGCGCCGAGUGGCUAUACUCUGAUGUCGUCGGUCAGAACGUCGCCGCUCUGUUGGCUGCCUUUGGAACGCUUCUGUGGACUUGGAAAGAUUGGUUCGCCCCGACGCAGGCUACACCGGCGCUUCAAUUAUCGAAGCAGACGGACAUGUUCUACGCCCAGCGCAAGCUCGAAGCAGACCCUGGCAUCGAAUCCGGAAUGUCGAUUCGGCGCUUUGUCAAGUCGUCCGGCCCGCGCUUUCGGCACGACGACGGUUCUUUUCUUAGUUGGAAGAUUAAGGACAUUCUCAUCACAAGCUUGAUGACACCAAACUCGACAUCAAGGGCUUGCGAAUGGGCGAGUGAGUUUAUUCAAAUAGCUUUCCAAGCAUGGGAGGAAGGUAGAGUCGAAAUCAUGGUGGUCGACCGGGAGAGCUUCCUUGAUGCAGGGUUGCAGCAUCUCUUCUCGUUCAGCCAAGAGGAUGGCGACGUCCUCAAAAUUACUGCUGGAUUCUUCGGCGACUAUGAGCUACGCUUGCCGGCGUGGCAAAUGCAGCUGGCGCAAAUGAUCGCAGAGUCCCUCAUGUACCACGUAGCUCGUGUCGAGAUCGGGCUGACACACUCUCAAGCGGUUCACACAGAGCACUUUCUGCACGGGACCUCACCCAUGUCCAAACGCAUCCAAUUUGAACUAGCUUUGGCCGAUGUGGACACUCUGCGGCGGACUAUCCACCAGACAAACACAGAGAUGUUGCGCCGUCUUGCCCUCGACGUCAAUGUCGACCUUGCUUGGCAUACUCUCCCCCCCAGCGUGAGGGAAGUGAUAAUCAGCCGUAUCACUGGACGGGAAGUCAAGUUGACAAAGGAGUUUGACGAUUGGCAAACAGCCAAUAAUGUGGACGUGGAUACUAUCGACUUUCAUCUUCGGCUGACGCUUGAAAUCUUUCGCGCCUGCAAGCAACGAUGUGAUGCAUCGACGGAUUUGAGCUUGUCAAUGGAUUUCAAAGAGUCGCUGCCCGCCGCGGAGUUGAUACCCGUCAAAAUACCCAGCGGUAUGUCCGGGGUCCCCAUCCGUGGCUAUUUUCGACGCUUCACUGCCGUUCCCGUCACAUUUGCCAGAUGGGUGGCACUGAUAAGCGGCGGAGGAUCAAACAUAGAGCGUGAGCUGUGUUACGCCCUUCGCUGGCUGCCCUUCAAGCGCCCGGUAGUUUGGAUAAUUCUUCGAAUUUGGAAGCUAUGUUGGGCCAUGAGGAACUUCUGGAUCUACUAUUUCUUGAUCUACCACCGUUCCGCAGUCGCCAGACUAGUUCGCCUUACCCGCAAAGGAGCGUUGCGUAUUAUUGAAAAGAACUCGAUUAUUGUAGAAAUGUCCCGGAAAACCGUCACUGGGUUUGCAACACACAACGAGCGUGGGAAUUUGGUCUUGGAAGUCUUCGAAGGACGGCUCGGCGAAGCCCCAGAAGAUGAGCCCCCUGUGUUCAAGGCGACCUACGACGACAAGCUGCGCCUCAAAAGCAGAACUGACCGAGAUGGGACUACAUUCACGUACAAUUACCGCUCGACAAAGAUGCGCACCUGGCCCGUGUCGAGAGGAAUCGUCGGCUCCAAUAACCGGGCGCUGGGGUUGUACGAUAAACAAGGCCGUCUGGAGAGUGGCACCAUGAUGCUUGGGCCCAAGCCUUUGGCCUUCUUCUAUCACUACAAGACGACGCCUGAAAAUAGCAGUGACAUUCUUCGAGCCGACUUCCAACUCCUGGACUCAUCAUCGGACGACAAAUUGUCCGUGUUUUGGGGCAAGCCCUUGAGUGACGGGGCCGAGUGCUACAACUGGGCGCCGUCCGAGAAGAUACACCGAAUAGUACGAGUUACUGGCGGCAAGACUUACGCCACCGAGAUUGAGUACCAUCAUCGCCGUGACCCCAAAAGCUUGACGUAUCUGGUAGAAGACGGCGUGUACAAAACCAUUGUCGCCGUCGUGCCAAAGGUCUUUCCCCAAGAAGACUCGCUUCUUUGCCGCCCUCGAAAUAUCUUGUUUGACGGGGACGACCUGCUCAUCCACCACAGUGUUGGCCAGAUCAACAUAAUGAGGCAAUACGCGACCAAGAAGCUGUCAAUCAUGUCUCGUCUGAGCUCGCUGGCCUGGUGGACCAGACGAGUCCAUCUCCCUGUGGCAACUUGGCUAUCCCGCACCGAGCUAUGGAAUGCCUGGUUGGGAGGUAGUCUUGACGCCGUCACUGCCUGCUGGAUCGAUGAAAUGAUUCUUCGUGAAGAGCCUCUGCUGCGCAAAUACUGGCGUGCUAGGGACAGUGGAAACCUCGAUGCUGCGCGGGAAUCUUUGGAGGACAUUGACCAGAUCGUGGCCGCCAUCGAAAUCGAGACGGACGUGUCGGAAGUCUGUUUGCUUCCCAUCAGGUCCGCGGACCUGUUUGCCAUGGGUCUUGGAAAGGACGCCAACCAGGUUACAAACAGACCCCAAGACUGCUAUCGGGAUACGAAAGAUCGAGUUUCCGUCAUUGUCAACGACAUCGGCUGCUGGCCAGAAGCACCAGGCGGUGUUUCCAACUGCAGACGAGAUCUGGUCAACGGCCACGGCACAAUCAGAAACCACGUCAUGGCCGAGUGUGCAAACGAAUUUGGCAUACCGCGCUUUCAAAUCGAAAGGAAUGUGCAGUCUCUCAAACUACUGCCACUCUGGGGCCUCGACGGCAAGACUGCUAACCACGGGUUGAUUGACAAUAUCCUGCAGUCUGAGGUGGACGACCACAUCUGCGACACAGACGUGCAACGAGAUAUUGCCCGAGUCUUUGUCCCCUUGCUCAAGGCCUUUGUCAAGGGUGCGCGCACGAAAGAUUAUACUCGUGCCACGUUGGCCGCUUGUACCAACGUCAUGCUGUCCAUGUCGAAAUACUUUGAAAGCAAGGACUAUAACAAAACUUGGUCGUCGAAGCAGGUCGAGGAUGCUUGGGUUGAGGCCUGGCUCGUGUCGUAUGAAGACCCCAACAUCCAGGAUCCCUCCGAGUACUUUGACAUUGCACGCCCGACAUUGUUCGACUUCCGCGAGGCAUUGGGCAUAUACAUUGCGUAUCUCUUCAUCUUCUCGGUCAAGAUACCCGAGGAAUGCCCACGUGUCUUCCAGAGUACGCACCACGGCAUAAGCAGUUUGCUCGGCAUCAUUCUCAAGUACCGCCGAGGCGUCGCCUUUGGCAUAUGGGACCAUGCAAUCCUUUGGCGCGAGUCCUGCUUAAACAUCAGCCCGGCACAAUGCGAACUGCCACUUUCAGUCCAGUUCAUGCUCCUACACGGCAUCCGUCUAGCCAGUCGCUUGUCCUACUUUCACGCCGAUGUCAUUACACCGUGCACCUCGCUGUUCAACCCCAUGUGGGAAACAGAGAUCGGCAGUGAUAGGGGCAACAUCUGCAACAGGAAUUUGUUUAGCCGCAAAAUUGACCCCAUCGUCAACGGCAUCAGCAACAUGGACUCGUUUGAACCAAUCGACAAGGUCAGAACUGACAGGCCCACUGCCGUGAUGCUGUCCAAUGUUCAGUUCAUCAAGGGCAUCAAGACGGCCAUCCUCGCUGCGGAUAUUAUUGUCAACCGCUAUGGCUUUAAAGACUACCGCCUCAUGGUUUAUGGAGCCAAGGACCGCCAACCGUCAUAUGCUCUCGAGAUGGCGAAGCUUAUCGUUAAACACAACCUUUCAGACAAUGUUAUUCUCGCGGGUUUUGGCAAGCCCAAGGAGGUCCUCAAGGACGCAUGGAUUUUCAUGAAUUCGUCCAUCUCGGAAGGUUUGCCGUUGGCCAUUGGCGAGGCCGCACUGGCGGGCGUGCCCAUCGUCGCAACAGAAGUUGGCGCAACAGCUCUAGUCAUGACAGAUCCAAACGAUGCAGAAUUGCGGUAUGGCGAAGUGGUGGCACCAAACGACCCAGUCGCUUUGGCCAGGGCGCAGCUGAAUAUCCUCUGCAUGAUCGGCCCCUGGACAAAGUUUCUGGAGGACAAAAGCGAACCACCGAAGACGCUACCCGAAGAAAUCACUGCCCAUGAUGUGCAGAGGCUCUCUGAACGCAUGUAUUCCAAGGCCGGUGACCGUCGCAAGCUCGGCCUUUUGUCUCGCCAGGUCGUUUUGGAGAGCUUCCACGGCGAACGCUACCUUCGAGAACACGAGCAGAUGUACUGGAUCCAAUGGCACACUGCGAGAAUGCGAGCCGAUUUAUUAAAAAGCAGGAACAGGAGAAACUAUACAGAAUUUUCGCUACCGCCUCCAAUGAGGUAUAUAGACGAGUUGACAGCCGAGGAUGAAAAUGGCGCAAUACUGAAGGAUGCCGAGAUCCUUGAAAGAAGCAUCAGGAGGGACGCGUACACCAUAAAAGAGAAGAGGACGCUAUGGCUAGAAGACCUUGAAGCCCAGGCAGCAGAAAAAGACGAUAUGUUGCGGAGAUCUACACCAGAUGUUGUAUAUACAGGCGAGGCAGCCCAAACAGCCGCAAAUAGGUUUACUAAUUGGGCACCGGGAUGA